AAUGAAAAUCUCGACCACUCCUUGAUGUCUGCAAUUUCUGCAUCGCGACCCUUGUUAUAUUACCAUGUUUUACCCAUAAAAUCCCCCCAAAAUCCGGCUGUGGCCAUUCACACAUGUGUCUUGUCACUCGGUGAGACAUGCUACAUGGAGUUUUUGGAUCGAAAAGAGGUAAGUACGCAAUAAUAUCUAGUUAGAGUCAUGGCGUCUUUAAUUAUGCUCUCCCAUGCUCUCACCUCCAGUUAGAGUUAUGCUGUUCAAAAAAAAAUGUUUUUUUAAUGCCCUCUUUUUCAAAAUUUUUCUUCCCCCAGAAAAUCAAUAUUUUAAGCUUUCCAAUGAUGUAUCACACAUGCGUAUCGGACAAUUUUGAAAUUUCGCCAUAUUGGGGAUCUCAGAGCGGAACUUCAAGUCACCUGACCUGAGUGUUUUCCGCCAUAUAUAUAAUGGUUUCACAGUGCAAGUAGAGUAAUCAAACGAACCAAGAAAGUGUUCCUUUGAUUGGUGUGUUUCAAUGGGGGUGUAGUAGUCUAAUCUCAUCUAAUCUGAUCUAAUCGAAGUGGUGAAAUUGAGUUUGCCCAAAAAGAAACUGGACUUGAUGUAUCAUAAAAAAAAUGUCACAGAUUAAAUAUAAAUUCGAGUUCAUUAGCUGGUCAACUCACGUCUGUAUAUAUUUUCCUCUCCAUCUAUUGCUUUCUUGUUGUUGGGGGGCAUCGACCUGAAUCAUUUUUAUUUUCCCCCCUUUCCCUCUGAUGCAAUGACGUCAGUGCACGGCGUCAAACAGUCGGCAGCGUAGAUUUCCAAGGCUGCACGCGCUCCCUCGCCAAUUAUUGUCUGUCAGUCAUGCUAGGAGGAGGACAAUACACACGUACACGACACUCAACGAUGUGAGGCACAACGUGGCUAAACUAAAUCAAUAUUUUUAUUUUGUGUGCAAUACAGUAUUCUAGCUGCGUUUUCCAAGCAAUUUUCAAAAUUUAAAAAUGUAUGACAAUGAUAUUAAUAAUAAUAGUAACAAUUAACAACCCUUUUUAUCACUCUUGAAUCUAGGAAAAAGAUUCCACAUCACUCUUUUAUGGAGUUGAAUAGCCAUUAAUAGAUGCAUCAACUCAUACCAGAGCUCUUAAUAAUCAAGCACACAAUUGGAGAUAAUCUAAAAUACCUUGAAGAGUGUAGUGAGGAAGCACCGCCUCCUGUCCUCUAAAUGAUGUUUCAUUGGCUGAGAAGAAACCUUGACCGGUGACUCCGCCCAUGGCUUGGCAAUGGUGGGGGCUUGCUGUCAGGCAGGCAGGCGCAGUUACGUGUUGCUUCAAAUCCCAGUGGACUGACGGAGUCUUCUCUUGACAAACACCAAACUCGAACUCGCAAAGCAGAACUGCACAGAGACGCAGCACUUGAAGGACAACGAUGAAAAGACUACAAAGUUUUUUCAUGUUUGGACUCCGCGUACAAGAGAGGAAUUGAAUGAUAUUAGUGCUUCAUUGCAAAUGGCCAAUUGUGAAGCUCUCAUGAGGAGAAGAGAGUAGGGCUCAUUAUACUCACAAUCUUGAGUGUUUUCCUUCCUUGGAUUUAUUUGGCUAGCCAAUAAAAAAAAUCGUAACACGCGAACUCCAGAGACGCACGUAGAAGAUGGAUGUGGCGGCUGAUCAGCCCCGCUGGAUGCACCCUCACGCGGUGCUGAACGGCCAGCACCCGGACUCGCACCAUCCUAGCCUGGGCCACAACUACAUGGAGCCUUCGACUCAACUGCUGCCCCCGGACGAGGUAGAUGUCUUCUUUAACCACCUGGACUCUCAGGGAAACCCGUACUACCACAACCCUGCAAGGACCAGAGUGCCCUACAGCCCGGCGCACGCUCGCUUAACGGGGACACAGGUGUGCCGGCCUCAUCUUCUCCACAGCCCCGGGAUCUCAUGGCUGGACGGUAGCAAAGCGGCUCUUUCGGCCCACCAUCACCACAACCCGUGGGCCGUGAGUCCCUUCAGCAAGCCGAGCCUGCACCACCCGGGUUCGGCAUCCCCCGGAGGCCUGUCGGCGGUCUACCCGUGCAGCAGCACGUCGAACACGGCCUCCGCAACCUCGCUCACGCCGCCGUCCCACUCCAGCCCGCACCUGUACACUUUCCCCCCGACUCCACCGAAGGACGUCUCGCCUGACCCGGGGACAGCCUCGCCGAGAAUGGACGAAAAGGAAUGUAUUAAAUACCACGUUUCCUUCUCGGAGGGGAUGAAGAUGGAGGGUUCGAGCCCGAUGAGAAGCAGCCUGGCCCCCAUGGGUGCUCAGAGCGCCUCUACGCAUCACCCCAUACCGACUUAUCCCACAUAUUCGCUGCCUGCGCACGAGUACGGCGGUAGUCUAUUUCCCCACGGCAGCCUCCUGGGGGCUUCGACCGGCUUCAGUACCAAGAGCAAAGGAAAGACUCGGUCGUGCACCGAGGGCCGAGAAUGUGUUAACUGCGGCGCCACAUCCACACCUCUGUGGAGACGGGACAGUACAGGGCACUACCUGUGCAAUGCCUGCGGGCUGUACCACAAGAUGAACGGCCAGAACCGACCACUCAUCAAGCCCAAACGCAGACUGUCAGCAGCCAGACGAGCUGGCACCUGUUGCGCUAACUGUCAGACGACCACCACAACGCUGUGGCGGCGCAACGCUAAUGGAGAUCCAGUGUGCAACGCCUGCGGCCUCUAUUACAAGCUGCAUAAUGUGAACCGACCCCUGACCAUGAAAAAAGAGGGAAUACAGACACGAAACAGAAAAAUGUCCAGCAAAUCCAAAAAGAUCAAGCGAGGAAGUGAGAGCUAUGAGGAGUUUACCAAAAGUCUUCAUGACAAGAACUCUACCUUCAGCUCCUUGGCAGGUCACAUGUCCAUGGGCCACUUACCACCUUUCAGCCAUGCCGGACACAUGCUGCCCACUCCCACACCGAUACACCCGUCCUUUGGUCACCCGCACCACUCCAAUAUGGUGACGGCCAUGGGCUGAGUGGGGUCACUCUGAACGACACUAUGUAAAGACAUUUUAAGGUCUUACGAUUGAUUAUGCAAACGGUAUGUUGGACAAAAUCAGGCCAUGCGAUAGGUACCUUACUAGGGGGACAGAUGUACUUCCUGUUGCCCCAACACAGAGACUUACCCAAACACAACACACAAUAAUACAACUAUGUCAUUGUUCCUAAUGGUUUUAACAUAGACAACAUCACUUCACUAUGAUUAAGCUUGUGCCGAUAUGUUUAUAGUAACUGUGAAUACUGUAAAGAAGAAGGCAAUGACACUUUUUCCUUCAUUACAUCAAAUACAAAUAUGCUGGAAUUGUUUUUUCCCUAACAGAAAAUAACAACAACAACAAAAACAAGCAAACAAAUGAAAAAAAAAAGCUUUAUGAUUUAUAAUUUGACACUGUUAAUUGUAAUUAAUGUUAUUAUAAUUAUUGUUAUUCAGAUAAUUUAUUUUCACUGCUUUGGUCCUUGAUAAUACUAUGGAUACUGUUGUCCCUUAUAACUAUAUUUUUAGCUAAAGCGCUUUCUUCUGACUUGGUCAUCAUUUAUACUCAUAUGAAAUAAAGUGAUCAACUUCAAA
Corythoichthys intestinalis (scribbled pipefish) is the source of this 3572-nucleotide messenger RNA. RefSeq names its product GATA binding protein 2b (gene gata2b). Gene Ontology annotation, cellular component: nucleus. The transcript is spliced from 6 exons. The coding region runs from base 1624 to 2979 and encodes 451 amino acids. Lineage: Eukaryota; Metazoa; Chordata; Actinopteri; Syngnathiformes; Syngnathidae. The record is from RefSeq and is a predicted model, not a curated record. Gene Ontology annotation, molecular function: RNA polymerase II cis-regulatory region sequence-specific DNA binding; DNA-binding transcription factor activity, RNA polymerase II-specific; zinc ion binding. Gene Ontology annotation, biological process: cell fate commitment; positive regulation of miRNA transcription; positive regulation of transcription by RNA polymerase II.